UUUACCCACCACAAGUUCACAAACUGACCAGUUCCAAAAAUGAUGACAAAUGGAAGAAUCAUUUAUGCAACACACCAAAUCAACCAUUGGUUUCACUGGGUAUAUAUAAGCCGCUGCAUUCAAUUCAUUAUGAACUUCCUCGUUAAUAUAUUGCAUAAAAAAAAAGAAAAAGAGAGGGGCACAAAGACACAUUCAUUUCAUUCCUUGAGAAUAAUCGAUGAGCGCACGAGAGCAACCACUCAGGCCACAUGCCGCCACCGCCCAAUCAGCGGAUGACAUCAAUGAGACCAUCCGUGAUGACCGACACGGUCCUCAGAUGGUCAAUCCAUCUGAAGGCCCAAAAGAGAAAGAGGUUUCUUCUCCAAGAAGAAUCACAAUUACUAUUGGAGAAGCGUUGGAAGCAACGGCCUUGACGGCAGGGGACAGAGCAGUGGAUUACGGAGAUGCGGCUGCGAUACAAGCGGCGGAGGUUAGGGCCACAGGGCGGACAAGCAUAGUCCCCGGCGGUCUUGCGGCGGCCGCUCAAUCGGCAGCUUCCCGCAACGCGCGCGCCACGUGCGAGCGGGACAAAACGAAACUGAGUGAGAUCCUUUCGGACGCGAGCUCAAAGCUGCCGUGCGAUAAGGCGGUGACCCGCAGGGAUGCGGAGGGUGUCAUCGGAGCGGAGGUGAGAAACGACCCCAAUUUGUGCACUCGUCCCGGCGGCGUCGCCGCUUCCGUGGCGGCCGCCGCAAGGCUCAACAGCCAGAACUCCGCCGACGUGAAGCACAAUUAGCGGACUAGAGACUAUUCGUCCCCAUUCUUAGUAUUAUCAUCAUCAUCAUGUACGGGGGAGUAAUAUUUUUUGUGGGAGUUGUUUUUUGAGGAGUAAAUUCCAUAAAAGGUCCCCAGUUAUAGGUCGUUUUACAUAUUUAGUCCCUACAUAUCAAAUAUUACUAAUUUGGUCCCCAAUUAUUAUAUUUAUUUCCAUGAAUCGUCCUUUGUUAACAUUUUCGUUAAAACGUGGAUAAAAUUAAAAAUUCACACUUCUUUCUCUCCUCAAUUAAGCUUCCUCUUCCCU
Cuscuta campestris is the source of this 1060-nucleotide messenger RNA. Lineage: Eukaryota; Viridiplantae; Streptophyta; Magnoliopsida; Solanales; Convolvulaceae. The record is from the annotation of a GenBank genome assembly.